AUGCUAGAUUUGGUGGUCUCUGCACAGGGAUCAUUGCGGCGGAUCCGUUGCCAAGUAUUGGUGAAAUCUACGCUAAGGUUGUCCGUGAAGAACAGCGUCUGUCUUCCGCUCGUCUCGGAACAGCAGCAUGAGGCUUUAGGGUUUUCUACACGUCGAGAGGAAGCUCCAUCCUCUGUUCGCCGUGAUCAGAAUCAGUCACCUGAUUCUCGUCUUGAGUUGUCAUCUUCUUCCAUUCGUAACCGGAGUGCUUUGUGUAGUCAUUGUGGCCGUACCGGACAUGAGAAGAAAGAUUGUUGGCAGAUCGUUGGUUUUCCAGAUUGGUGGAAUGAACGGAACACCAAUAGUUCUGGAUGUGGUGGUCGUGGUGGAAGAGGUGGAAGAGGAGCUGGUAUCAACAACGGUGGACGAGGUUGCGGUCAGGCGAAUGCAGCUCACGCCACGAGCUCUAACGCUUCAUCGUUUCCCGAGUUCACUCCGGAUCAGUGGAAAGCCCUUUCCAAACUGAUUCAAGACAAGACAGGGGAGUCCAAUUCUGACAAACUGUCUGGUAAGAAAGGUUAA
Molecule: messenger RNA, 561 nt
Organism: Microthlaspi erraticum
Lineage: Eukaryota; Viridiplantae; Streptophyta; Magnoliopsida; Brassicales; Brassicaceae
Source: the annotation of a GenBank genome assembly